AUGGCAUUUAAGCUGGGACCUGAAUGGCAAGGAAAAGCCAAGCAGACCAGAAAGCAGAGCACUGCAGGCAGGGACACAGCCAGUGGUGCAAAGGCUCAGAGGUUGGGAGAAAGUUUGGUCAGCAACAGGAACAAGAACAAACCUGAUGGUUAUGGAAGGGACACCCAACUGGGGGAAGCAGGAUCUAAGAGCCUUGGAAGAGCUGCCCACAGCCUCCUGCAACCAGGCACAUGGGCUGUCACACAAGGUCACCAGCAGAUGGUGUGGGAGGACCCCCAGCUGAGGAACUACUCAAUGUGCCUGCCAUCCCACUCCCUCCAGAGAAAGGGGAGCUUUUGUAAGCGGACAUCUGGAAUCUUGACUCACUCCCAGCUUUCUCUCACUCCAGUUUCAGCCUAUGCGUAUGCCUUUGAAUUUGAAAAUAAAAAGAGCUAUACUCCAGCUCCCACUGAUGGCAGUGAGCCAGCGAAGGCUCCCAUUGGCAAUGGAGACAUCCCCAGCCAGUUUAUACCAGUGAUGGGCAAAGUGUGCACCCGGCUCUUGGUGUCCCAACCAGACCAGGAGAACAUCACCAGUUACCUCCAGCUCACUGAAAAGUGCCUGACUCAUGAGGCAUUCACAGAGAUGCAGAAGAAACAGCUGUCGUCUUAGAAACAGCAAGUGCUGAAGUUCCUCAGCAUGGUCCCACACAAAGCAGCAUUAGAGAUGCAGAACUACCAGCAGCAGAAAGGCUGGGCAUUCGGCUCCAACUCACUUCCUGUACCUGGGUCUGUGUGGAUGGGGAUGACGGGGGGGGGGGGGACCCAGCAGUGGUUCCCCAUGCCUCCCCAGGCCUUCCCGCCUGGCAGGAUGGGCCAUCUGAGCCCUUCAGGCAUUGGGGGCGUCUUUCCCCGACAUGCCCACACUAGCCCCAGCCUUGGGAGUCAGAGCCCACAGAACCUGUGGUUUGCCAACUCCAGAGGCAGCAACAACAUGUCUAGCCAGAGCCGCAGCUCUGUGCAGAGCACCCAUUCUCUCCCUGUCCAUUUCUCACCCCAGGCCAUUCUCAUGGUCCCUGGGCCUGACACUCUGAAGUCUUUUUGUCUGAGCAUGAUAGAACACACCUUGGGUGGUGAGCAUUUCCUCUUUCCCUGA
Panthera uncia (snow leopard) is the source of this 1134-nucleotide messenger RNA. Its product is annotated as protein Smaug homolog 2-like. Lineage: Eukaryota; Metazoa; Chordata; Mammalia; Carnivora; Felidae. Gene Ontology annotation, cellular component: P-body. Gene Ontology annotation, molecular function: mRNA binding; translation repressor activity. The record is from RefSeq and is a predicted model, not a curated record. Gene Ontology annotation, biological process: negative regulation of translation; nuclear-transcribed mRNA poly(A) tail shortening.